CUGCUGGACGCCUCCGGGGCCGUGCAAGGCGGUGUCCACCCCACGGCCAUUGUUGACGACGGGGCGGUGCUGGGGGCGGAUGUGGUUGUCGGACCCUAUUCCGUCAUCGGACCUGACGUGCGCGUCGGCGCGGGAACCCACAUCGGCCCGCACGUUCUCAUCGAGCGCGAUACCUCCGUCGGCGAAAGCUGCAGGAUCUUCAAGGGUGCCGUGCUCGGCACGGAUCCCCAGGACCUCAAGUACCAGGGUGAAUACUCCGAACUGGUCGUGGGGGACCGCACUGUCGUGCGGGAGUCGCGACCUUGA
Geodia barretti is the source of this 306-nucleotide messenger RNA. The record is from the annotation of a GenBank genome assembly. Lineage: Eukaryota; Metazoa; Porifera; Demospongiae; Tetractinellida; Geodiidae.